Cladophialophora immunda is the source of this 1446-nucleotide messenger RNA. Its product is annotated as thioredoxin reductase. The record is from RefSeq and is a predicted model, not a curated record. NCBI's taxonomy places the organism in Eukaryota, Fungi, Ascomycota, Eurotiomycetes, Chaetothyriales, Herpotrichiellaceae. The transcript has a single exon. Bases 264 to 1340 code for a protein of 358 amino acids. Gene Ontology annotation, cellular component: cytoplasm. Gene Ontology annotation, biological process: removal of superoxide radicals. Gene Ontology annotation, molecular function: thioredoxin-disulfide reductase (NADPH) activity.
CACGAACUUCUUCUCACAAUUUGUCAAUCGACGUUGCUGGAAUUUCUACUCUCCCUCAACCUUUCGGAAACGUUAAAACUCCCUCCUCCCCAGUCUCCCGCGCAUUCUCUUCCUCAUCCGUCAAGCUGUUUUACUCGAAGCUGCACCGCAUCUCACGGCCUCUGCGCUCGUCCCUCAGUCUCUCCCUUGCCGCCGCAUCGGUCUCCAUCGAAAAACAACAGUCACCCGCUAAAGCGAGCUUUUCCACCUCUCUUUUGCGCGCCAUGGCGCCUCCUCAUACCAAGGUCGCCAUUAUUGGCUCCGGCCCUGCCGCUCAUACUGCUGCGAUCUACCUCUCCCGUGCCGAGCUCAAGCCCAUCAUGUAUGAAGGCUUUCUUGCCGGUGGCACCGCGGCGGGCGGCCAGUUAACAACCACUACCGACGUGGAGAACUUCCCGGGCUUCUCCAAGGGUAUUGGUGGCGCAGAGUUGAUGGAAGAGAUGAAAGCACAGUCCCUCCGGUUUGGUACGGAGAUCAUCACGGAAACGAUCGCAAGGGUCGACCUAAAAUCACGUCCGUUUCGCUUAUGGAGAGAAUACCAAGACGGAGAAUCAGAUGAGCCUGCACACACGGCUGAUGCGGUCAUCAUUGCGACCGGCGCAAAUGCGAGACGGUUACAUUUGCCUGGCGAGGAGAUAUAUUGGCAGAACGGGAUUUCGGCGUGCGCAGUUUGUGACGGCGCCGUUCCCAUCUUCCGCAACAAACCGCUCGUUGUGAUCGGAGGAGGUGAUUCUGCCGCAGAGGAGGCCAUGUUUUUGACAAAAUACGGCUCCCACGUCACUGUGCUGGUAAGGAGGGACAAGUUACGAGCCUCAAAAACCAUGGCAAAACGAUUGCUGGCGAAUCCAAAGGUGACGGUCAAGUUUAACCACGUCGCAGUCGAGGUACAGGGAGAAGAUAAACCGCGAGGACUUAUGACACAUCUGAAGGUCAGAAAUGUGGUCACAAAAGAAGAGGAAGUUCUGGAAGCCAAUGGACUGUUUUACGCAGUUGGCCACGAUCCAGCAACCGCAAUGUUUAAGGGCCAAAUGGAUACAGACGAAGACGGCUACAUUUUGACAAAACCGGGCACAAGUUAUACCAGCAUUUCGGGUGUGUUUGCGGCCGGAGACGUGCAAGACAAACGGUAUCGCCAGGCCAUCACCAGCGCCGGAAGCGGAUGCAUAGCGGCUCUCGAGGCGGAGAAGUACCUGGCCGAGUUGGAGGAUUCCGAACUGGACCUUGAAAAGGAGAAGCAGGCGAAGAAACCAGAGAUCAACGGCGAAUCGGCUCCAGAGUACCGGUCCAACCCGCUCCUGUAAUUGUAAGACUUUCAUGAGUAGAUACUAGGCAGAUAGAUGCUAGAGAUGCCUAGAAAUUCGAAAGACGACCGGUUUAUGGUUGAGACACUUUUCUCAUUGUACACAA